CAGCAACAGGAGGUGAAACCAAACCUGGCGGGUCCUUCUUGCGUCUGCAAUAUGCCCGGAGAGCCGUGUGCUGCGGGCAGUACUCUCGGAGAACUUGACGAGCUGGCUUUGUUCAAACAACAACAACAGCAGCAGCAGCAGCAACAAUUCAAACAGGGGAGUGACAUUAUGAGCUUCCUUUUACGCUCCGUCAGUGGUUCCAACCUGCCGACGAGAGGGCUCCUGGAACCCCUGCGUGCCCUUCCUACGCCUCCAGUUGGUGCAUCACAGGCCUUUCCCAUGCCCCAGUUUGACCAUUGGGGUUGUCUAGAGGCUCCGAGGGAGGAAUGUGGUGAGCGUGGGGCUGGUGAUGAUGAUGAUGAUGAUGAUGAUGAUGAUGAUGAUGAUGAUGAUGAUAAUACUGAGGUUGAUGAUGAUGAUGAUGAUGAUGAUGAUGAUGAUGAUGCUGAGGAUAGUAAGUAG
Messenger RNA from Dibothriocephalus latus, 462 nucleotides. The record is from the annotation of a GenBank genome assembly. NCBI's taxonomy places the organism in Eukaryota, Metazoa, Platyhelminthes, Cestoda, Diphyllobothriidea, Diphyllobothriidae.